This is a messenger RNA of Saccoglossus kowalevskii, 1026 nucleotides long. RefSeq lists its product as uncharacterized. NCBI's taxonomy places the organism in Eukaryota, Metazoa, Hemichordata, Enteropneusta, Harrimaniidae. The record is from RefSeq and is a predicted model, not a curated record.
AUGAAGCUGCAAAUUAUUAUAUGUGCGUUGUUAAUCAACACUGUUUAUGGGCAAUGCCCGUGGUGGUGGUGCGAAGACCCGGGAGAUCCACCGCCAUUAGGGAGUUAUGGAGCUGAUGCGGACCAAGUGUCUGCCAGUGGUGUUUCAUCUGGAGGUUACAUGGCCAUCCAAAUGCACGUGGCCUACUCGGCAAGUGUCAUGGGUUCCGGUGUCCUUGCUGGAGGGCCUUACCACUGCGCGGAGGACACCGUGUCAAAGGCGAUAGGCGCCUGUAUGAAUAGCCCCGAAGAGAUAAUUGUACAAGACCUCAUUGAUUACACCGAUAGCAGCGCUUCAAAAGGCGACAUCGAUGCUACGUCUAACUUCGCAAGUGGCAAAACAUGGCUAUUCAGUGGAUCAAUGGAUAAUACUGUCGACCCAGGUGUAAUGGUGGCAUUGGAAGAUUAUUGUAAACACUAUAUGCCGACGUGGAACAUCGCGACAGAGUAUGGUAUCCCAGCAGGUCAUGCCAUGAUUACAGAACACUAUGGCAACAUAUGUGCAGCAGAGAAGUCUCCUUACAUCAACGAUUGUGAUUAUCCAGCAGCCUACGUUCUCAUGAACCACAUAUACGGAGGAAACCUAAGGAAACCUUCGUCAUAUGGGGGCGCUAUGCCGGGUGACAUGCUGGCAUUUGACCAGACAGAACUGGAGCCAACUUUUGUUGGUUCCACCAGCUUGGAUACUGUGGGUUAUAUUUACGUACCAACAGGAUGCAUAAGUACCCCGGGUUGUAAAUUACACAUUGCUAUUCACGGAUGCUUGCAGGGAAGGCACGCACUAGAUGAAGAGUAUGCCCUAAACACUGGAUAUAACGAAGUUGGCGAAGAGAAUGACAUUAUCAUCGUUUACCCUCAAGUCACUACUAGCUUAGGCAACGCUAACGGAUGUUGGGAUUGGUGGGGUUAUACCAACAGCAAUUAUGAUUUGAAAUCGGGCGUUCAGAUGGAGUUCAUGAAGAAUAUCAUUGACCGAGUUACCUCAUAA